AAACUUCCAUAUGGUCACAAACUCUGUUAUGGAGCAGAUGAAGAAGAAGAAGCCGAAAACGAGCAGCCGAACUAUAUCGUUCGGCUCGAUUUUCAUGCAUGCCGAUUGCUCUGACAUGGCGCUGAUGGGGCUCGGGCUCGUGGGCUCGUUUGGGGAUGGGAUCUCGAUGCCAGCUAUGCUUUUGGUCACGAGCAAGCUAAUGAACAGCUUCGGAAAUUCCCAGAUUUCGCCAGCCGAUAGCUUCAGCCGCAGCAUAAACGAGAACGCGUUAGUUCUUUGCUACAUGGCUUGUGUGCAAUGGGUCGCUUGCUUUCUCGAGGGAUAUUGUUGGACAAGAACAGCCGAAAAACAAGCAUCCCGAUUAAGAUCGAGAUACUUAAAAGCCGUUAUGAGGCAAGAUAUCGGUUAUUUCGACCUGCACGUGACUAGCACGGCUGAAGUUAUCGAGAGUGUAUCGAGCGAUAGCCUCGUAAUUCAAGACGCCAUUAGCGAAAAGGUCCCUGUCUUCAUAAUGAACCUCUCGACUUUCUUCGGGUCAUACGUGGUGGCAUUCAUUAUGCUGUGGAGACUAGCGCUAGCCGGGUUCCCAUUUAUAAUAGUCUUGGUAAUCCCGGGCCUGAUGUACGGGCGGGCCCUUAUGAGCAUAAUGCGGAAAAUGAAGAACGAAUAUGGUAAAGCCGGCGUGAUAGUCGAGCAGGCGCUUUUUUCCGUGCGUACGGUUUACUCGUUCGUGGGCGAAAGCAAGACAAUUGCUGCUUAUUCGGAUGCUCUUCAAGGGACCGUGAAGUUAGGUUCGAGGCAAGGUUUAGCCAAGGGCUUGGCCAUCGGGAGUAAUGCCGUCGUAUUUGCAAUUUGGUCCUUUUUGUCGUAUUACGGCAGUAGAGCGUUGGGUUCGGGUUUGUCGAACCUCAAGUACUUCUCGGAAGCAAGUUUAGCUGCCGAGCGUAUAAAAGAGGUGAUCGAGCGAGUGCCCAAGAUCGACUCGGAUAGCGUGGAAGGCCAAAUACUAGAAGACGUGAAAGGCGAAGUCGAGUUCAAGCACGUCGAGUUUGCAUACCCGUCGAGGCCCGAGAGCUUGAUUUUCGAGGAUUUUAAUUUAAAAGUCUUGGCGGGAAAAACGGUGGCGCUCGUCGGUGGGAGUGGGUCCGGAAAAUCGACUGUGAUUGCUCUCUUGCAGAGAUUUUACGACCCGCUCGGAGGCGAGAUUUUGUUAGAUGGAGUGGCGAUCGGUGAGUUGCAGGUGAAGUGGCUAAGGUCGCAAAUGGGAUUGGUUAGUCAAGAACCGGCACUUUUCGCGACCUCGAUUAAGGAAAAUAUACUUUUCGGGAAAGAGGAUGGCUCGUUCGAGGAAGUUGUGGAGGCUGCUAAAGCUGCUAAUGCUCACAAUUUCAUCUCUCAGUUGCCUCAAGGUUAUGAGACUCAGGUCGGCGAGCGAGGUGUCCAAAUGUCCGGAGGUCAGAAGCAGAGGAUCGCAAUCGCACGAGCCAUAAUAAAAUCCCCGAAAAUCCUCCUCCUUGACGAGGCCACGAGCGCACUCGACUCCGAGUCAGAGCACGCCGUGCAAGAAGCCCUCGACAAGGCCGCCGUCGGCCGGACCACUCUCGUCAUAGCCCACCGCCUCUCCACCAUCCGAAACGCUGACAUCAUCACUGUAGUUCGAGACGGACGGGUCGUCGAAAGCGGGGCCCAUGACGAGCUCAUCACCGACGAAAAUGGCCUCUACUCGUCCCUCGUCCACCUGUCCGAGAAAACCGACACCACCCCGGAUGAGCAUCGACCGUCUAACGUGUUAGACGAUGUACGCAGCACUAGCAGUCGGAGGCUCUCGGUUUUCAGUCGGUCGAGCUCGGCAAACUCCCGCGGGCUCGUCGAGACGGGCCAAACAAUGAUAAAUGUGGCCCGAGACGAGGUUUUUGGGACCCCCUCGUUUAGGAGGCUGCUCGCCAUGAACAUGCCCGAGUGGCGGCAAGCUGCGUUGGGCUGCGUGUCGGCUGUACUCUUCGGUGCUAUUCAGCCGGUGUACGCGUUCGCGAUGGGGUCGAUGAUAUCGGUGUAUUUCAUACAAGAUCACGAGGCGAUCAUGAAGAAGAUAAGGAUAUACGCGUGGUGUUUUCUUGGUUUGGCCGUUUUCUCGCUGUUGAUUAACGUGUGCCAGCACUACAGUUUCGCAUCAAUGGGGGAGAACCUGACCAAGAGGAUAAGAGAGAGGAUGUUGUCCAAGAUUCUUACGUUCGAGGUCGGGUGGUUCGACCGGGACGAGAAUUCCACGGGGGCCGUGUGCUCGAGGCUCGCGAAAGAUGCUAAUGUGGUGAGGUCUCUGGUGGGUGACCGGAUGGCGCUGCUGAUUCAGACGUGCUCGGCCGUAAUAAUAGCGUGCACGAUGGGCCUUGCCGUCGCGUGGAAGCUUGCGCUCGUGAUGAUUGCGGUCCAGCCGUUGAUCAUAAUUUGCUACUACUUCAAACGCGUGCUCCUCAAGAACAUGUCGAGUAAGGCGAUCAAGGCCCAAAAUGAGAGCAGCAAGCUCGCGGCCGAGGCCGUGUCGAACCUCCGGACCGUGACGGCCUUCUCCUCGCAAGCCCGUAUCCUCCGGAUGCUCGAGCUGGCCCAAGAAGGGCCAAGGAAGGAAAGCGCUCGCCAGUCGUGGUUCGCUGGUGUCGGGCUCGGGACCUCCCAGAGCUUGAUGACGUGCACGUGGGCCCUCGAUUUUUGGUACGGCGGGCGGCUCAUUGCCGGGGGAUUCAUUGGGGCGAAAGCUCUGUUUCAAACAUUCAUGAUCCUCGUAAGCACGGGCCGGGUCAUAGCCGAUGCAGGGACCAUGACGAAUGACUUGGCGAAAGGGGCCGAUGCCGUGCGGUCGGUUUUUGCGAUCCUCGACCGCUACUCGUUGAUUGAGCCAGAGGACCCAGACGGUCACCGGCCCGACGGGAAGGUUGGGGGCCGCGUGGACUUCCGGGGGGUCGAUUUUGCGUACCCGGCCCGUCCCAAAACAAUGAUCCUCCAAGGCUUCUCGCUCGAAAUUGAGGCGGGAAAGUCGACCGCGCUCGUGGGGCCGAGCGGGUCGGGGAAAUCGACCGUCAUUGGCCUUAUCGAGAGAUUCUAUGACCCAAUAGCCGGAGUCGUGAAAAUCGACGGUCGAGAUAUCCGGACAUAUCAUUUGAGAUCGCUACGGAAGCACAUUGCAUUGGUUAGCCAAGAGCCGACACUAUUCGCGGGGACCGUUCGGGAGAACAUCGCGUACGGGUCGUCCGAGGAUGUCACGGAGGCCGAGGUGGUGGCGGCGGCUAAGUUGGCAAACGCACACGACUUCAUUUCUGGGCUUAAGGACGGGUACGAGACGUGGUGCGGGGACAGAGGAGUACAGAUGUCAGGCGGGCAGAAGCAGAGGAUCGCGAUCGCCCGAGCCAUACUUAAAAACCCGAGCAUCUUGUUGUUGGAUGAGGCCACGAGCGCGCUCGACACGGAGUCUGAGAAGGCCGUGCAAGAGGCGCUCGAGCGGGUGAUGGUCGGGCGGACAAGCAUGGUGGUGGCGCAUCGACUGAGCACGAUCAAGAACUGCGACACGAUCGCGGUUCUUGACGGGGGAAGGGUGGUCGAGCGUGGGACCCACACGUCGUUGCUCGGGAGGGGGCCCGGCGGGGUUUACUAUUCACUAGAGUGGGAUUUCCCGUUUCGCAAAAAACUUCACGAAAAUCUCUCUAAAGUUUUCUCAACUCAAAUUCCUGUUGCUGCAAAAGAAGAGAUGAAGCGAAUACGGGAUGAGAUGUAUAUGAAUCCUCAAUUUAAGCGGCCGUUUGGCGGUUCUCGUGGGGAAUCGUACGUGCCAUCACAAUCUCCUAGUGGCGAUGGAGGUGAUGGAGGUGGAGUUGGUAGAGUGAAUGGUGGUACCGAAGUUAAUGGUAAUGAUGCAGGUAUUGUUGCUAGCAGUACACAAAAGCUUACCACCAAUGAUGCAUUGAGUUAUUUGAAGCAUGUUAAGGACAAGUUCCAAGAUCAAAGGGGAAAGUAUGAUAGGUUCCUUGAUGUAAUGAAAGAUUUUAAGGCUCAAAGAAUUGAUACCGCUGGUGUCAUAGCAAGGGUGAAAGAAUUGUUUAAAGGUCAUCCUAAUCUAAUCCUUGGGUUUAAUACAUUCUUGCCCAAGGGUUUUGAAAUUACCCUCACCGAUGAGGAAGAGGCUCUGCCGAAAAAGACUGUUGAGUUCGAAGAAGCUAUCAGUUUCGUCAAUAAGAUUAAGAGACGAUUUCAAAAUGAUGAUCACGUUUAUAAAUCAUUCCUGGACAUCUUGAAUAUGUAUCGCAAGGAACACAAGGGUAUAGCUGAGGUCUACCGCGAGGUUGCAGCCCUUUUUGAUGACCAUCCCGAUCUUCUUGAUGAAUUUACUAGAUUUUUGCCUGACACUUCAGCUACUGCUUCAGCUCCGCAUGCUUCACUUGGUCGUCAUUCCUUUCUGCGUAAUGAUGAGAAAAGCUCGGCCCUGCCCACAAUACUUCCACUGGGGGACAGGACUAUGCAUCCCAAAAGAGAACGUGAUCUUAGUGCCGAUUGUCCCGAUAAUGAUGAUGAUAAAACAGUGGUGAAGCUGCCGAAGGAGCAAAAGAAGCUUACUGAAAGAGAAAACAGGGAUAAGAGGAACUGUGAUCAGGAUGACAGAGAUCCUGAUCUGGAGAAAAGUGGUAAUUUUAGCAUGCAUCGGCUUUCUGACAAAAAGAAGUCUACUCGGAAAGUUGAAGACUUAUGUGGGGUCCAUGUGAACUCUUUUGAUGAUAAAGAUGCAUUAAAAAGUACAUACAACUAUGAGUUCUCUUUCUGUCAAAAAGUCAAAGAGAGAUUGCAAAGUGCAGAUGAUUACCAGGCAUUCCUAAAAUGCCUUCACAUAUACUGUACAGAAAUCAUUACUAGAAAGGAAUUGCAGAGUUUGCGUCUGGCUUCACUAUUUCAUACUGCUGCCCUAGCGAUUAGCAUCAUGUUUAUCGCCAUGUUGGUCGAGAAUAUUGAUGGAUUCUAUACUUUUGCAUUCUUAUGGGUUACUGAUUUACUUGGAAAAUAUCCAGAUCUUAUGGAGGGUUUCAACGAGUUUCUGGAGCGCUAUGGAUUUCUAGCUGGUGUUAUGGGAAAAAAAACGUUAUGGAAUGAGGGGAAUUCUUCAAAAGCCUCAAGAAUAGAUGAAAAGGAGAGAGAACAAAAGCGUGACUUGGAAGGCGGGAAAGAGAGGGAUAGGUGCAACUUGAAGUACUGGGGAAAGUCCAUUCAGGAGCUUGACCUAUCGAAUUGUCAACAGUGCACUCCCAGCUACCGGCUUCUUCCGAAAGAUUAUCCGAUAUCCUCAGCUAGCCAGAGGUCAGAGCUUGGUGCUCAAGUUCUAAAUGAUCAUUGGGUGUCUGUGACAUCUGGUAGUGAGGAUUAUUCUUUUAAGCACAUGCGGAGAAAUCAAUAUGAAGAAAGCCUGUUCAGAUGUGAAGAUGAUAGAUUUGAGCUAGACAUGUUGCUGGAGUCUGUGAGUUCAACUGCUAAGCGAGCUGAGGAGCUUUUGAACAGUAUCAAUAAUAAUUCAGUUGGGUCAGAUGGUCCCAUACUUAUUGAGGAUUACUUCACAGCUCUUAAUUUGAGAUGCAUUGAACGACUAUAUGGUGACCAUGGUCUUGAUGUAAUGGACAUUCUGCGCAAAAAUCCAUCUCGUACUUUGCCUGUUGUCCUAAUGCGUCUGAAGCAGAAGCAAGAGGAGUGGACUAAAUGUCGUUCAGAUUUUAACAAGGUUUGGGCUGAAAUAUAUUCAAAGAAUCAUUACAGGUCUCUUGAUCACCGCAGCUUCUAUUUCAAGCAACAAGAUUCAAAGAAUUUGAGCACAAAAUCCUUAGUGGCAGAAAUCAAAGAAUUAAAAGAUAAAAGGCAGAAAGAAGAUGAUGUACUUCUUAGCAUUGCAGCCGGAAGGCGGCAUUCUGUCAUUACUGACCUCGAAUUUGAGUAUGCUAAUGCUGAGGUUCAUGAAGAUAUCUUCAAGAUUAUCAAGUACUCGUGUGAGGAGAUCUGCUCAACAAAAGAUCAAUGUAAUAAGGUUUUAAGAUUUUGGACUACUUUUCUUGAGCCGAUGUUUGGUGUUCAUUCCCAUCCUCAUGGUCUAGAGACUAAUGAAGAUGAUGGUGUCUCUAAACACCAAAAUACCAAAGAUGACACUAGUUUAAUGGAAAGGGAGGGCAGUCCAGAUACCAAUCUUACCAACACAGAUUUGAAGCAACCUAAGUCUAACUGCAAUGGUGAUUCUAAAGCAUCACCUCAAAGAAUGAAUUUCAGAACUGGCUUCACAAAUGUGGGUGGUUUGGCUAAAGAAGGAUUAGCAGUGGCUUCUGGUGAAAGAUUAACCAACCCAGAUUCAGCUGUUACUUCAGGAACAGACAUUAACCACGGGUGUUGUGCAAGUUCUCCAAAAGUGGGUAAUGGUGCUUUUGAGGAAGGCAAUGAAGCCAAAUCAAAUACGGAUGAUAUGGUUCCCUCAGAGGAUGAGGAUAAAAUGAGAGAGAAUGGAUCGGCAAAUGGAGAUUUUGCAGAACGGUCCAGACAUUUGAGAUAUAAUGAGUGUCCUGUUGAUCCUUGUAAAAAUGAGAAAGAGGAGGGUGAGUUGUCUCCUAAUUGUGAUUCUGAAGAUAAUUUUGGUGUCUGCCAAGACAGCAUUCUGCAAGUCUUGCCUGAAGAAAAUCAUGGCAAUGAAGGAAGCCAUGGUCAAAUGGGGAAUCACAAAGAGAACACUGCAGGAGAAAAUGAUAUAGAUGCCGAUGAUGAUGACAGUGGAAAUACAUCAAAUGCUGGAGGAGAUGUUUCAGGCAGUGAGUCUGCUGGUGAUGAGUGUUCACGGGAAGAUCCUGAUGAAGUGGAAGAUGGCAAAGCUGAAAGUGAAUGUGAGGCUGUGCCACACUCUGAACGAUUUCUACUGAAAUGUAAACCUCUGUCAAAGCAUGUGGCUUCCUCAUUAAUAAAUGAUGAAAAACAGGAUCGACGUGUCUUUUAUGGAAACGACACAUUUUAUGUGCUUUUUAGGCUGCAUCAGACACUGUUUGAGAGAAUACUAUUUGCUAAAGUCAAUUCAGUAUGUGGCGAUUCAAAAUGGAGAAACACGCAAGAUUCAACUCCUGAUCCAUAUGCUAGAUUCACGGGUGCACUAUUCAGUUUACUUGAUGGAUCAAUCGACAAUACAAAAUUUGAAGACGAUUGCCGGUCUUUGAUAGGAAACCAGUCCUAUGUGCUAUUCACUUUGGAUAAGUUGAUCUAUAAGUUGGUCAGACAGCUUCAAACUGUUUCAAGUGAUGAGGUGGAUUGUAAGCUGCUUCAGUUGUUUGAAUACGAGAAAUCUAGGAAGCUGGAGAAUUUUGUUGACUCAGUUUAUUACGAGAAUGUUCAUGUCCUUCUGCAUGACGAGAAUAUAUACCGUUUUGAAUGUAUAUGUAACCCUACUCGCUUAUUUAUCCAAUUGAUGGAUGGUGGAGAUGAGAAGUCUGAAGGUGUUGCAGUUUCAGUAGAUCCCAAGUUUGCAACGUAUCUUCACAAAGAGUAUCUUUCAGUUAACAAUGGAAAGGAGUCAUCAUCAGUUAUGCUGAAAAGGAAUAUUCGCAAGUACAGUAACAUAGAGGAAUCCACCGCUCUGUAUAGGGCAAUGGAAAAUGUUCUGAUCACGAACGGGUUGGAAUGUAAAAUGACAGCAAGCACAUCAAAGAUCUCGUAUGUUCUCGACACGGAAGAUUCAUUUGUUCGUUCGGGAAGGAGAAAGGUUAGAUCUUUGCCCGAUAACCAAACACGAAUCCAACGGUUUCACAAGUUUCUGGAAGCUUCUACUGCAAAUUCAAACGGAACCCCUUUGUGAUGCUAUCUCAGAAGUACCUCCUUAAAUUCUUCUUCNAAAGAAAUGCUCCUGCAAUUUAUUUAUUUACUCGUUGAUGAAUCAAAUGACACCAAAUGGACCAACUACUUGUUUGGUAUGAUGAUAAUAUGUCUUCAAGAUCUGGCUGAAUCGAGUGGUUUUGUACAUAGUAAGGUUUGCCCUUAACGUUACUUGUAGUCUCUUUGUGUAUCUUGAUUGAAGUAUAGGCAAAAAGUAGUUCUUGCGCGUGUUUUUCUCGUCAUAGAAUACCUGUUAAUGAUGUACAGUAACAUGAUGUAAGAUAUAGAAAUGUGAUAUUGGGGGAAUUGGUAUAGUACUAACGUUCUUUAUACAUGUUUUCUAGAAUAUAUGUAUAUAGUUUUUUCACUUAGUUGUUUCAUGUUUGCUAUCAUUAUUGUUAUUAUUUUAUAAGUUUCUUUCUUCGUGGACAAGCUCACGAUUUGGAUACUGAAUAUUCUCAUUUUUUAGGGGCAAUCUUGGAGAAUAUUUUUUCAUGCCUAACUUCUCUUUGUCAGAUUUGGUUUGUGCCACUUUCUAAAAUAUACGUGCCAGCCAUUCUUUAUCAUUGACUUUUCUUUAAACAAAGUUGGACUUCCUGGGUGGAUUUAACCCUACCGCCUAAACUGGGUACCCAACUACCAAGCCGUUGGAUCAACACAUAUUCACAUGGGUGUGUGUGAUUUGACGGUUGAGAUCAGACAUUGGCAGGUUCGAAUUCUCCAGACUUCUUGAUUUAUAUUGUUUCGAUUUUUGAAUACCUACAGGUUUGUGCAAGUAAAUUGCUAAAACAGCAUUGUUUUGGGCAUAUAUUGUACAACUAAUAAA
Striga asiatica is the source of this 8689-nucleotide messenger RNA. The record is from the annotation of a GenBank genome assembly. Lineage: Eukaryota; Viridiplantae; Streptophyta; Magnoliopsida; Lamiales; Orobanchaceae.